Molecule: messenger RNA, 3055 nt
Organism: Toxotes jaculatrix (banded archerfish)
Lineage: Eukaryota; Metazoa; Chordata; Actinopteri; Toxotidae
Gene: lhfpl4a
Product: LHFPL tetraspan subfamily member 4a
Exons: 4
Coding region: 87-800 (237 amino acids)
Biological process (GO): gamma-aminobutyric acid receptor clustering; sensory perception of sound
Cellular component (GO): postsynaptic membrane; plasma membrane; inhibitory synapse
Molecular function (GO): GABA receptor binding
Source: RefSeq, a predicted model, not a curated record
UCAAGAGGAGAGGGAACACCAGGUUGACGCGGCUGUGCGCGGAGAGGGUGGCGGGGCGGGGAGGGGGUGGGGGGUGUUAGAGAAAAAUGCUGCCUUCGCAAGAAGCCUCCAAAAUCUACCAUGACAACUACAUGCGCAACUCCAGGGCCAUCGGUGUCCUGUGGGCCAUAUUCACCAUUUGCUUGGCCAUCAUCAACGUGGUGGUCUUCAUCCAGCCCUACUGGAUUGGUGAUAGUGUUAACACCCCCCACGCUGGCUACUUUGGCUUGUUCCACUACUGCGUGGGCAACGGGAAAUCCAGCCGGGAGCUCCUGUGCCAGGGCAGCUUCUCUGACUUCAGCUCCAUCCCGUCGGGAGCCUUCAAGGUUGCCUCCUUCUUCGUGCUGAUGUCCAUGGUGCUCAUCCUCAGCUGCAUCGGCUGCUUCACCCUCUUCUUCUUCUGCAACACCACUACGGUCUACAAGACCUGUGCCUGGACGCAGCUGCUGUGUGCUGUGUGCCUGGUGCUCGGCUGUAUAAUCUUCCCGAACGGAUGGGACGCUGAAGUGAUCCGGGACAUGUGCGGAGAAGACACAGGGAAGUACACACUGGGCAACUGCUCUGUGCGCUGGGCCUACAUCCUCGCGAUCAUCGGCGUCCUGGACGCCCUCAUCCUCUCCUUCCUGGCCUUCGUGCUGGGGAACCGGCAGAGUUACUUCCUGCAGGAGGAGCUGAGGGCCAACAACAAAGACUUUGCUGUGUCAAGGAUUGAAAUCCGGGACACCAAAGAUCUGAGAUUUGGAGUCCAGCGGUUCCACUGAGACUCAAACUCCCUCUCCUCCUCUUCCAGCGUCCUCUCUCCCCUCCCUCCAUCCUCCUCCUCCUCAGGUUAAACCCUUUGAUCUGGGCCUGGAGACCAUAAUGAUAAUAAUGGCUGCAGUUGUAUUCUAUGGAAACAAAGAUUUUUAUUGAGUGGGGGAAAAAAAACAUUUCUAGCUUUAAAGUUAACAGUAUAAAGUGCACAUGUAAAAGGUGCUAAUCUUUUUCAGGCCAGUUUCUCUUUGUACAGGACAAAUUCUGAUCCCAGGAACUAAAAAAACUAAACCAUAUAUGUAAAUGAGAUGUUUCUAUGGAAACGGGGUACAAAGAGACACUUUUUCAUACACCGUACAUCCCUGUAAACUAAAACUUGUAAAAAUGUGGUUUCCACUGGUCUUUGAGUGACUUUCAGACACUUGUCGUCCACAGUCCAUAGUUCACUGAGAGAAACGUCCUCUCUGUCCACAGCUGUUUCAUUCAGUUCACAUCUCACUACAUUAUGUUUUUUCCUCGGUUACUGAAGUGUGUGUCCUCCUCUCACUCUGGUCAUGUCCACUCCUUCUCUGGCGGACUGGGUCUUGUUUCUCUGUGCACCACCAGGACAGGCCCUGCGUGCUGCAUCUGUCUCAGGUUUGUAAAGAUGUGGCUUCCUCGAUUCCCUCAGCAGGGCUCAGAGUCUGUUCAGUCCAACACAGGCUCCUGCACUAUCCAGGUCCAUCCGAGGACAGAGAAGACAGACCCAGUACAGACUUUCAUCAAGACAAUGGACAUUGUGCACUCUGCUGCUUCCCUGCUCUGAUGCCACACAGGACCGUUUCCAUGGCGAGAGAUUUGUGUUUUAAAAUUCAUCCAUCUGAAUUUGACUUGUUCAUGUUGAAUGAAAGUGAAUGAAAAGGCAGGAAACAAAGUGAGAAUGACCCAAAGGACUUUAUGUAAUUUUACUUUCAUUUACAAUCUGAAAUGGACUUUUCUCAAUUCAGACCACUGAAAAAAAGAAUUUGAAAAUGUAUUUAUCAUCUUAUUUCAAACAAAUUGUUCCUUUUAAAGUUAGCCUAUUUAAAACAAUCUAUUUUUAAAUAAAGCAGUGGAUUAAGAGAGCUGAAAUUCGGAUCUAUACACCAGAUCUCUGUAGGCGAUCAUUUGUUUCACACGCCUGUUCUUUACAGGCAGCACAGAUACAUAAUGAAAGGCAGAAAAUGAAUCCUGAGGUUAAACUCAGUGACUGAGGUAAUAGCAGCGUGUAUGAUUUACAGCACUGGAACCCUGAGAUACCACAGAGACUGUGUUGAUCUCAGGAUGAUACACAACACACAGUUCCUCAGCUUCUUUAGUCCACAGUUCCUCUGGCUUUUCUGCCCCAUGACCCUGUUCUCAGAUCUCCAAAUACUCAUGACUCCAGCUGGCAUUUGAUUUUCAGUAUGAGAUGCUUCUGUUUUCUAAUUUCAAAAGUUUGAAGGAACAAAAACAUGAUCAUAGGUUUCAAACUCCAUUGCAAAGCAAGUUUGUUGUCUUGUCAUCACACAUCAGCACUGAUGGAUGUCAUGUUUCCAGGCUUUAAAGAGGGCGUGUUGUAUUCUGACCCCUUUCACAUUACAUCAUGCCAUUGGCUUAUUAAUGACACCAAUGUACAAGCUUUACACAAACUGGUAAAUGCAAAUGACUAUUUAUAAAAUCCAAACAUUUCCCCUCCUCAGACCCUCUGUGAGCACUUCUGUCCUUACAGCAGGCGACACAGGUCAAACUGGGCUCUCACUGAAGUUAUGAAAGACUGAACACUAAAAAAAAACUUCACCUUGUUAUUUUAGCCUUUCAUUUGAUUAAGAGUUUCAGGGGGCAGAGGUGUACCUGUGUGAAUACACAGGGCCUGUAACAUACUGUAACACUGCCAUUAACAGAAACAACAGACAGGAUUUUUUACUACAGACGCAUGACUUUGUUGUCCUCAGAUGACGUAUUGUUUGGGACAAACAUGAGAUGUCUUACCAAACUUAAAGGAAGUAACUCCAUGAUCAAACCCUGAUGAUAAUGAUAAUCUGAGCUACUUUUACUUACUAUUUUUUUAAGUCUUUUUCAAAGUCUAAUUUGACUUGAGCAUUUUGACAUUUAGAGUCCACUUCUACUUUAGUGCUAAUUAACUACACUGAGCAGAAUUAAAGUGAUAUUUUGGGGAAUAUUACACCGUCUCAGCUGUAGUUUAUGGUUGGUGGGAUCAUUAGUGCAGAUCAUGACAUUUUAGCUUCAUCAGUAGUAAUUAGUC